UGACAUGAGGAGUUAGUGUCCAUACAUGUGCCUGAACAGCAUGCAUCAGCAGUACAGAUUGCAGAACGACGCUGUAGUAAAUCUUCACAUGAAUGGAGCAGGUGUGUUCACCUGUGUGAUGGAAGGAGGCUGGGCUGGAUUAGCAGCUAUAAUGCAGCUCAAUCUGCGAGACUGCUGAUGAAAGGAGAAUGUCACGGUUCAUGCCAGUAAGUUCUCGGCUUCAGGUGUUACAUAAUAUUUGGCCAUAACAGAAAAACAGUGAUAAUAAUUAGCUAUAUUCUGAGAAAACUCCAGAACUCAGUGCUUACAUUUGACCAUAUCUGAAGAGGUUAUGGAUAAAAUACUCAAAUAAUUCCCGUUCAGAAUCAUCAGCAUGUGUGUCUUCAGGACAGUCUCAGGAACAGGAAACUGCUGCCCCCUCCUGCUGAAUGCCAGUCGGCCAAUCCCUCAUCAAUGAUCUGCUUGGGUACAAGUGAUGAUAGAAUCAUCAGUUUGUUGGCAGGUGGCGUCAUAAUCGUCUCUAAGUCCGUGGUGUAUAAAAGGACUGCACUAUUUCAACUUAAUGCAACAGCAUUCAACAGCCACUCAGACCUCUUGGACACUACCAUCAUAAUCAACUACCAAGAGAAGCACCACAAGCGUUGAAACAACAGAAGCAUGAAUUUGGAGGUGGCCAAACCCGAAGGAAAGACUGGCAACAAAGCUCCCCUCAGAGCCACGGCCCCCGGCUCCCCACGCAAGUCUGCACCCAAGUUCAAACAGAGGAACACGCGGCAGUUCAAGAGCAAGCCUCCCAAAAGAGGAGUGAUUGGCUUUGGAGAGGAGAUCCCAGGAAUGGAAGGUCUUGGAACUGACAUCACUGUAAUCUGCCCGUGGGAGGCAUACAGCCAUCUAGAGCUACAUGAGCUUGCCCAGUAUGGCAUCAUCUGAUUAUCUCCGCUGUGAAGUUGUUUUAAAUAAAUGUGGCAAAUUUUGAAUUUCAGUAUUUAGUUUCAAUAAUCUGGAUCAUUAAUACUGGCUGAAAAGGUGUCUUUAUACGUCUGCAUGCUGUGAAUGCUGUUCUUUGUCUUAUAUAUUUUAUAUUGUAAACCUAAUUUCAUAACGAUCUCAAGCUGCCAUGUUCACAAAACGUGUAUCUCGAAUGUGUUCUCGUGUCAUUGCUUGAGUCUGUGGUUUUAGCUAGAACUCUGUUAGCUUGGUUUCUGCACAAUCGUCAGCACUGUCUUUAUCAUAUUUAAUCAAACUCUCGAAUAAAUGUUGACAUUUUUAACACAA
Haplochromis burtoni (Burton's mouthbrooder) is the source of this 1275-nucleotide messenger RNA. RefSeq names its product retinal cone rhodopsin-sensitive cGMP 3',5'-cyclic phosphodiesterase subunit gamma. Gene Ontology annotation, biological process: positive regulation of G protein-coupled receptor signaling pathway; positive regulation of epidermal growth factor receptor signaling pathway; visual perception. Gene Ontology annotation, cellular component: photoreceptor outer segment membrane. The coding region runs from base 658 to 930 and encodes 90 amino acids. Gene Ontology annotation, molecular function: cGMP binding; 3',5'-cyclic-nucleotide phosphodiesterase activity. The transcript has 4 exons. NCBI's taxonomy places the organism in Eukaryota, Metazoa, Chordata, Actinopteri, Cichliformes, Cichlidae. The record is from RefSeq and is a predicted model, not a curated record.